Equus quagga is the source of this 945-nucleotide messenger RNA. Its product is annotated as olfactory receptor 502-like. Gene Ontology annotation, cellular component: membrane. The record is from RefSeq and is a predicted model, not a curated record. NCBI's taxonomy places the organism in Eukaryota, Metazoa, Chordata, Mammalia, Perissodactyla, Equidae. Gene Ontology annotation, biological process: sensory perception of smell; G protein-coupled receptor signaling pathway. Gene Ontology annotation, molecular function: odorant binding; olfactory receptor activity; G protein-coupled receptor activity. The transcript has a single exon. The coding region runs from base 1 to 945 and encodes 314 amino acids.
AUGGAUGCCCUGGUGGAUGGGAACAACACUGAAGUGACAGGGUUCAUUUUAUUGGGCUUAACUGACGACCAGAUCCUUCGAAUCAUUCUCUUCAUGAUCAUCCUGUGUAUCUACCUGGUGACCAUUUCUGGCAAUCUCAGCACAAUCAUUCUUAUCAGACUCUCUUCUCAGCUCCAUUAUCCUAUGUAUUUUUUUCUGAGCCACCUAGCUUUUACUGACAUGGGCUUAUCAUCUUCCGUCACACCUAAUAUGCUCGUAAACUUCCUGGUGGAGAGAAACACUAUCUCUUAUCUUGGAUGUGCCAUCCAGCUUGGUUCGGUUGUUUUCUUUGGGACAAUGGAGUGCUUCCUUCUGGCUGCCAUGGCAUAUGAUCGCUUUAUGGCAAUCUGCAGCCCAUUGCUUUAUUCCACCAAAAUGUCCACACAAGUCUGUGUUCAAUUACUUGUAGUAGCUUAUGUAGGUGGUUUUGUCAAUGAUUUCUCCUUUACUAUUUGUGUCUAUUCUUUAGUCUUCUGUGGACCAAAUAGAGUCAAUCAUUUUUUCUGUGAUUUUGCUCCUUUAGUUAAACUCUCCUGUUCAGAUAUCACUGUUUCCACAAUUGUCCCGUCAUUUACAGCUGGCUCCAUCAUUGUGGUCACAGUGUUUGUCAUAGCCGUCUCCUACAUCUGCAUCCUCAUCACCAUCCUGAAGAUGCGCUCCACUGAGGGGCGCCACAGGGCCUUCUCCACCUGUGCCUCACACCUCACAGCUGUCACUCUGUACUAUGGGACCAUCACAUUCAUUUACGUGAUGCCAAAGUCUUGCUACACAACUGACCAGAACAAGGUGAUCUCUGUGUUCUACAUGGUGGUGAUCCCCAUGUUGAACCCCCUCAUCUACAGUCUCAGGAACAAUGAGAUUAAGGGGGCUCUGAAGAGACAGCUUGCUAGAAAAAUGUUUUCUUAG